Molecule: messenger RNA, 744 nt
Organism: Hyphopichia burtonii NRRL Y-1933
Lineage: Eukaryota; Fungi; Ascomycota; Pichiomycetes; Serinales; Debaryomycetaceae
Product: bifunctional 4-hydroxy-4-methyl-2-oxoglutarate aldolase/oxaloacetate decarboxylase
Exons: 1
Source: RefSeq, a predicted model, not a curated record
UCAACCAUGUCAAAGCUUUCUCCUAAAUCGGUUAUUACCACCUUAUCGAAAUACUCUCCUUGUGAUGUUUCUGAUUCCUUGGUUAAACACGGAAUCGCCAACGGUGGCUACAUUCCUAAUUUGCUGAUUCGCUCUCCCCAGAUUUUGAAAAAUUCGGUUGUUGGUAAAGCUUACACCGUUUUAUACGCUCCUAAAUCUGAUCCUAGACCUGCAGUUAAACAAUCUUAUGUUGAUGAAAUCCCAGAAGAUGCUAUGGUGGUUAUUGGUUUACCUUUAAAUCAACAAUUGACUUCUGCCCCUUACGUAACGGUAAAUAAUGCCUUGUAUGGAGGUUUGAUGUCUACUAGAGCCCAAUAUCGUAAAGCAAAUGGCUCAGUCAUAUUAGGUCGUAUCAGAGACUUAGAUGAACACCUCAACUUGAACUUCCCCGUUUGGUCCUAUGGCGUGGGUAGUACUCAAAAUGGCCCGGUGGUUAAGGUUGUUGGUAUUAAUGUCCCGUUGCAAAUUAAGGUCAAUUCCAUCAACGCAGACGAUCCUCCAGAAAUUCUCACCAUUCAACCUGAGGAAUACAUUGUUGCUGAUAAGAAUGGAGCUGUCAGAAUACCAAAUCAACAAGAUUUGGAUUUCGAUUCCGUCUUGGACUAUAUCCCCAAAAGAAUCGACGCCGACGAACACGUAAGAGAGGACAUCACUAACGGGAAAAACUGCUCAGAGUCCCAGAAAUACUGGCGUAGCAAGAUCUAA